Lolium rigidum is the source of this 3067-nucleotide messenger RNA. RefSeq lists its product as uncharacterized. Bases 780 to 2915 code for a protein of 711 amino acids. The transcript is spliced from 7 exons. NCBI's taxonomy places the organism in Eukaryota, Viridiplantae, Streptophyta, Magnoliopsida, Poales, Poaceae. The record is from RefSeq and is a predicted model, not a curated record.
GGUAGAGAGAAAAGAAAACAAGCGAACAAGAACAAAAGCGAAACCAAAACAGCCGAGCUGAUUGGAAACAUCCAGAUGCUGCUGAUGCCGCUACUACUGACCCAGCAUUUUCCCUCUUAAACAUAUCCUGAUCAAGGGUCCGUAGUUGGUUGCUCCAAGAAUCACUUAGCCACCAUUGGAGAAGGAAGGCAGGAAGGGGGAGAGAAGAGCAGCCAAGGAAGCAAGCGAGAAGGUUCGGGGCAGGGGAGGGAGAAGCCCGGCAGAAACCGCGCUGCGCUUUUUCCCCGGCGAUUGACCGGAUCAGGCGCGGAUUUUUCCUGGGGCGUGUUUCUGGUAGUCGGAUCGAGGCGGCGGUCAAUCGCGGCAGACCCCGAUUCGAUUCGGCGGCCAUGGGGUUGCUGAUUAAUCGGUCCGGUUCCGUGGAUAGGCAGGGCUGUAACGUGAUCGCCUGGUAUGAUUCAUUGUAGGUUCCUGGUUGCUUGCUCAGGCGCCAAGUUGCGCAUCAUCUCCGGUUGCUGCGGUAGCCAGCGGGAAAUGACUAGUCGUGGCAUAUGGUAACCUUGCUUCAGAUGGGUUCGAGUCGGAAAUGUUGUUGUGGUUCUGCCUUUCUGGUGGUGAUCGGUUUCAGUUGAUAAUUUGCCGAAGCACCGAUUUGGCGUACUGGAUAUUGGAAUUGUAAGCUACUGAAGUGGGCUGUUGAAAGGAAUUGUUAGUUGUACUGCAGGAGCAAUUCCAAAUUGGAGGCCUUCCUUUUCACUGAGCAUCAGAGAUUGGUUGCCAUGGGCUUACCUCAAGUUUCUUCAGCCAGGGAAGAUAUUUCUACAGGAUCAAGGUCACGUGUGCCAAGCCCUCCACGUAAUGAGGGUGUUGGUGCCUGCGAUUUGGAUGGGCUUCCUCGAGAAAGCUCAAGUGGCAAGGUUCCAUACCGGUCUGUCGGUAAUGUCAAUAAACAGAUUGUGUUAGAUGCCCCGUAUGAAUCGAACGGGUAUUUUAGAGACAGCCAUGCCUUGGCUGGACCCGUAGACCUCCAAGGAUUAAGAGUUGAUUCGAAAGAUACAAACUCUAGAUCUUCUCUUAAAUUGCAACCUGCUGUCCAUAUGCCAACAACGAGGGUUGUGGGCUUUGAAUCAGACUUUGUUGGAGGUUCUGAUACAACAGAACUAAAUAUGAUAUGUCCGUCUGCGGCCACUGCUAAUUGUGAUUCACCAUUUUAUCAGCAUGAACUUCAGGCAAGGAAAAGACUGCUCUCGCCGAUUAAAAAUGCGCUCCCUAGAAAGUUCCAUGGCAGUUUGCUGAAUAUUCCUUCUGGUGAUGCAAGAUUUCAGCUUUCUGAGCCAGGUAGGGAACUUUACAUUUCUGGAUUAUUACAAGAUAAUAAGGCAAACCCUGGAAGCCUCAGUUAUUUUGAUUCACAGGCCUGUCCAACCCCUAGAUACUCCAAUUGGAGUUCAGAAUGUGAUGCCAAUAGGAUUAAUUAUAAUUAUUUCACUGAUGGCCCUUUGCUUGGGAGCAAGGAGUCAUUAUCCUAUUAUGAUCAUCUAGCUGCUAGUGCAAAAUUAGCACACUCUCCGCUCUCUCUGUCUCCUCUGAGCCCUAGACACAUUCAUACAGUUAAGACUAAAGGAUCUCCAAGGCAUGUAAUGAAAGAUAUUGAAAAUGAUUUUCUGGAUUUAAAGGAAAAAGGAGGAUUUAAUGGAAUCAGGAUGCUAGAUGUGUUAGAAGAAACUAACAGGUUACAUGAUGAAUAUGGUGCUAUGACCCCUAAUAGAAUUUCAUUUAGAAGAUACCAAAACUGGGGUUCUGAAUCUUCCCCUAUAUCUCCCCGAGUCAGCUAUGGACGGAGUCUGAGUCUCCCUGCAAGGAGGUCACUAGUUGUCUCCUUUGAGGAAUCCCUUUUGUCUGGCCGACUUUCUUAUGGAAAAGACAAUCAGAUACUUGAUGGUUUCCUAGCUGUCCUGAACAUUGUCGGUGGUAGCUUCUCUCCCCCAACUCAGAAACUUCCAUUUGCAGUAACAAGCAUCGAUGAAGAUAGCUCCUUAUUGUACUAUUCUUCUAUUGAUCUUGCUGGUAGAUCAUCGACAAGUACAACCAACAUUAACAGCCCCAAACUCCGAAACCUUAGUAACAAUGAUUCACGAUCAGCAAAGAGUCGCUUACGCAUUCCUGCCAAGGGGCGAAUACAACUGGUUGUGAGCAACCCCGAGAAGACUCCACUUCAUACUUUCUUCUGCAGUUAUGACUUGACUGACAUGCCAUCUGGAACCAAGACGUUCAUGCGGCAAAAGGUCACUCUGUCUCCCACUGUUUCUCCCUGUAAUAUAGUGAAAGAAGAAAGCAAGUGCAGUGACACAAACAUUGGUCCCAAAGCGCAGUCUGUCUCAUGUGGAAGUGAAUUUGCACAACGUGGAACUCUGUGCUCGGAAUGCUGUGGGCAGGGACAGACGUGCAACUCAACUGAUGAAUCAGAAAAGAGAUGCACAAACACAAAAUGUUCUUCAUUGGGCACUGACAUGAAGGAAUCAGAUAAAUCCAGUUUUCCUGGGAACAAGAAAAACAAUACUGAUUCUGAUGAUUGUUGCUGUCAGAUGGAGAGCAUCCGCUCAGUUUCAAACAAAUCUUGCUGUGCAACUUCCAGGAUCAAUGACAGUUCAGGUGGAGGCGUGCUUCGCUAUGCUCUGCACCUGCGGUUUCUCUGCCCCGCCUCCAAGAAGUCCUCAAAAUCGAUGUUACGUUGCAAAUCCGAUCCAUCAUCAGUACCGCAGGGUGGCAACGCAUUGACCGAGGAUCGGAGAUUCUAUCUCUACAACGAUCUUAGAGUUGUAUUUCCUCAGAGGCACUCCGAUGCAGAUGAAGGAGAGCUUAAGGUGGAACAUGACUUCCCUGCUGAUCCCAAGUACUUCGACAUAAGCAACUGAAAAGUUACUUUGGCUGUAGUCAUGUACAUAGCCUGCGCCGCGGCGCAUAAAAAACGAAAAUUUCUGUACAUAUUCUAUCCUGACUAAUUUGCUAUCAGUCCCCCAAAUGUACAGGUUUAAUCUUCCAAUAAUAAAGGGCAUCACUUAGUUUA